CUCGACAAUUUAAAGGGGAGAGAGAGAGAGAGAAUCUGGUGCCAGCGAUGAUGUAGAAGGAAGGCUGAAAGCUUUGUCUGAGGUCAAAGCUGGCAUUUCUUGUUUAAAGCCAGCCCCCCUCUCCUCUCCUCUAAUCUUCUCUCCUAUUUACUUGAACACGCUACUCUACGCAUUCCUCUUCAUUUCUCUCAGAUUUGCAUUUCCUUCCCUCUCCAUAAGAGGGUAAAUUCACAUUAAGAUGUGAGAUGUUUUUCACCCAUAUAUAAUCUCAUACUACUGCAGCAAGAGCCGCUCAUUGUUAUCUGCAAUAUUCAUCAAUGGCUGUAGCAUCUCCGUCUCCCCCCGCCGGAGAGAAGAAGCACUGGUGGCUUACCAAUAAGAAGAUGGUGGAGAGGUACGUGAGGGAAGCGAAAAUGUUGAUUGCCACACAAGACGAAAGCGAGAUUGAGGCGGCGUUGGGCCUUUUAGAGGCUGCGCUGGCUCUGGCGCCGCGCAUGGAGGUGGCGUUAGAGCUGAAGGCCCGAUGUUUGCUGUAUCUCCGGCGGUUUAAGGAGGUGGCGGAUAUGCUGCAGGAUUAUAUCCCCAGCUUGAAAAUGGUGACCUCCGAGGAUACGCCUUCGUCGGGGUCGUCGGAUACCUCGUCGUCUCAACUAUCGAGGGAAGUAGUCACUCUCCUUUCAACCAGUCGGAACGAGCCGGCAUUCAAGUGUUUUUCUGUCUCGGAUUUGAAAAAGAAGGUGAUGGCUGGUUUGUUCAGAAACGUGGAGAAAGAUGGACAAUGGAGGUAUUCGGUUUUAGGUCAAGCAUGUUGCCACCUAGGCUUAAUGGAGGACGCGAUGGUGCUCCUCCAGACCGGUAAACGCCUUGCAACCGCCGCAUUCCGCCGCGAAAGCAUUUCUCUAUCCGACGACAUCUUCUCGUUCACCAAAUUCCCACUGUCCGGCAAAAAUUCCACCAAUAAUCAGCCCCAAACCCCUCCCAGGACUGAGUCUGAGAGCAUCACUCACCUCCUCUGCCACAUCAAGCUCCUCAUCCGCCGCAAGACUGCAGCAAUCGCCGCCCUCGACGCCGGCCUCUACUCAGAAGCCAUUAGACAUUUCUCGAAAAUCUUAGACGGCCGCCGUGGAGCUCCUCAAGGGUUUUUAUCUGAGUGCUACGUGCACCGUGCCUCAGCUUAUCGGUCGGCUGGAAGAAUAGCGGAGGCAAUAGCGGAUUGCAACAGGGCUUUGGCGCUGGACACCUCUUGCAUUGAUGCUCUGGCGCUAAGGGCGACUUUAUUCGAAACCAUAAGGUGUUUGCCAGACAGUCUUCACGAUCUGGAGCAUUUGAAACUGUUGUAUAAUUCAAUUCUGCGUGACAGAAAAAUGCCGGGACCUGUUUGGAAGCGACAAAGCGUUCAGUACAGGGAAAUCCCAGGAAAAUUGUGUUCAUUGGCGUCCAAGAUCCAGCAGUUAAAGCAAAGGGUUGCCGCUGGUGAAACUGGGAAUGUAGAUUAUUAUGCAUUAAUUGGACUGAGAAGGGGGUGCUCCAGAUCAGAAUUAGAAAGAGCCCACUUGCUGUUGACACUUAAACACAAACCUGACAAAUCGUCAAGUUUCAUUGAGAAGUGCGAGUUUGCUGAUGAGAAGGACGUGGAUUCAGUGAGAGACCGGGCAAGAAUGUCCGCGUUAUUGUUGUACAGAUUGAUCCAGAAGGGGUAUACCAAUGUAAUGGCAACAAUUUUGGAUGAAGAAUCCGCCGAGAAGCAAAGAAAGAAGGCGGCAGCCGCCUUGCAGACUGCGGUUCAAGCUCAACAGUCUACCGAGCAACCGUCGGUUGUCAGAGUGGAGGCUAUUCAAGAACUUGCCAGUGGCAAUAAUAACAGUAAUAGGAUUGAGCAAAAGCCGGCUGUUACGUCUCCGCUAGCAUCAGUGUUUCAAGGAGUGUUUUGCAGGGAUCUCGCGGCAGUAGGGACUUUACUUUCUCAGACAGGGUAUAAUCAUCCAAUGCCAAUUCCAAUACAAGUGAAGUAUGAAGCAUUGAGCUGUUGAUUGACGAUGAGCUAUGAGUUAUGGGGAAGUUAUUGAUGAAUAAGUGGGAGAUGCAGAUAAAAGUGGCUUUGAAAUGUUGAUAGACCGGCGGGAGAAUGUGAUUGUUGCGACAUGUACGAAUCGGUACCACCGCCCGGGGAAAAAUUUUGUUACUAGUACUCUCUUGUUUUAUUUUCCAAGAAAUUAUUUUCUAUGUUUGGUACCUGUACAGAUUUUAUAUCAUUUCUAGUACUUGAACCUUUUUCCUCCUUUUGAAAAUGGAUCGAG
Molecule: messenger RNA, 2297 nt
Organism: Sesamum indicum (sesame)
Lineage: Eukaryota; Viridiplantae; Streptophyta; Magnoliopsida; Lamiales; Pedaliaceae
Molecular function (GO): protein binding
Source: RefSeq, a predicted model, not a curated record